AUGUCUGACGUUGAAGCUCCAGUUGAAGUUCAAGAAGAUUUCGAAGUCGUCGAAGAAUUCACUCCUGUGGAAUUAGCUACUGCCAUCCCAGAAGAUGUCCAAAGAGGUUCUACUGAAAUCAAGUUAUUCAACAAAUGGUCCUUUGAAGAUAUUGAAGUUAAAGAUCCAUCUUUAGUCGACUACAUUCAAAUUAGACAACCAAUUUUUGUUGGUCACACUGCUGGUCGUUAUGCUAACAAGAGAUUCAGAAAGGCUCAAUGUCCAAUCAUUGAAAGAUUAACCAACUCUUUAAUGAUGAACGGUAGAAAUAACGGUAAGAAGUUGAAGGCCGUCAGAAUCAUCAAGCACACUCUUGAAAUCAUCAACAUCUUAACUGACUCCAACCCAUUACAAGUCGUUGUUGAUGCCAUUGCUAACACUGGUCCAAGAGAAGACACUACCAGAAUCGGUGGUGGUGGUGCUGCCAGAAGACAAGCUGUCGAUGUCUCUCCAUUAAGAAGAGUCAACCAAGCCAUUGCUUUAUUAACCAUUGGUGCUAGAGAAGCUGCCUUCAGAAACAUCAAGACCAUUGCUGAAACUUUGGCUGAAGAAUUAAUUAACGCUGCCAAGGGUUCUUCUACUUCUUACGCUAUCAAGAAGAAGGACGAAUUAGAACGUGUUGCCAAAUCUAACCGUUAA
Arxiozyma heterogenica is the source of this 678-nucleotide messenger RNA. It is a transcript of the gene RPS5, whose product is annotated as 40S ribosomal protein uS7 RPS5. The record is from RefSeq and is a predicted model, not a curated record. The transcript has a single exon. Gene Ontology annotation, cellular component: ribosome; cytosolic small ribosomal subunit. Gene Ontology annotation, molecular function: structural constituent of ribosome; mRNA binding; rRNA binding. Gene Ontology annotation, biological process: translation; ribosomal small subunit assembly. Bases 1 to 678 code for a protein of 225 amino acids. Lineage: Eukaryota; Fungi; Ascomycota; Saccharomycetes; Saccharomycetales; Saccharomycetaceae.